UGGGCGGAAUCGGUGUAAUAGUGUAGAUGUCGCUUCGAAAGCUUUCCAAAAAAUUAUCCAUUUGUGUUUUUCUCAUGACUUUAAUUUUACAAAAAGGCGUCGAAAUACAUGUCCCCAGAGUCUUGCAUUAAUGGUAAUGCAUGCUAGAAAACUUCAACGUAGCGAUGGGUAUUUCGAUAAACAUCCCCAUCCUCAUCCCUACCAGAACUCAAAAUAUAAGAGAGAUUAUGAAAGAGAGGCUAGUAGAUCAAGCAGUUAUUUGCGCGACAGGGAUUCAUCGCCGUCUGGUGGUGCCGGAAGUGGAAAUAGCUCCUUGAACAAUGGUAAUGCAUUGUCUGAUCAAGUCUACUAUCCUCAAAGAGAGACAUCUAGCACACAAAACAUUAUGGCUCAACCUCCGGACAAUCUUUCAGGCAACAACUCAUACAGAUUUGCUUCCCCGGAUUUGGAUUCUCCGCCCCGUGAGAAUCGCUAUCGUGAUUCAGACCGAUGCACAAGUUUUGUAAUGAGAAUGCGGGACAAGGAGCGUGAUCGGGACUCCUACAAGAAGGACAAAUAUAUAGAUUGUUUGCGAUCUCCAAAGGACAAACGGGAUCGCCGCGAUCGUGAUUCUGAGCAUCGAACAAAUCACGAUCGAAUUGAUCAGUCGCGUCGUUCAUCGAAGGUGUGUGUGAGUGGAAGUGGUGGGAGCAAUCAGUCGGAAAAGCGAUCGGGAUCAAAUGAUCGGGAUCGGGAUCGUGACAGGGGUGAACGCGAUCGGGAACGAAUAACGCGUGUGGGUGACUGGAGUGAGCACACAUCGUCAUCGGGCAAGAAGUAUUACUACAACUGCAAGACGGAGGUGUCACAGUGGGAAAAGCCACGUGAGUGGGUGGAACGUGAAAGGGGUGGACUGAAAGAACAGCCACAUGCGCGAAGUAGUGACUAUCGUGACAAAGAUCGAAGUGAUCGUGAUGAUCGCUUCUCGCGAUCGUCGUAUGGCAAACAUUCCAGUUCCCGCAGCAGCAGCAGUCGGAUGCGCUGGCAACAUGAAUCGUCCGAUGGUCAUCGACGACGUCACGAUGACAGUCAGGAUAUGGAUAUCAGUCCGGGUGAUUCAACGCCCACCUCCGAGGGCAACUACUCACACUCCAGCACACCCACGACGCAGCAACCGCAGCAUCAUCAUCACAAUAGCGAUGGGGUUGUGGGUAGUGGCAGUGGUGGUGCUGGUGUUGGAGGGGGCGGCGGCGGCGGUGGAGGAGGGGGAGCAUCUGGGGCUAUGGGAGCCAAUGCUUUGCCUCGACUGGCCACCCAUCAACCAGUGACACCCACCAAUUCCCACUUGCAGCCGCAUUUCACAAUCCCAUCGUCCAGUACUCUGGCCCUCAGUACAGCUACUGCCACGAGUGCUGCUGUGGCGGGGCUGAAGAUGAAGGAUCACCAUCAUCUCAGCUCUAUGCCGGUGUCUUCGCCCUCAGCAUCAGCCGCAUCGUCGGCCGGACUGUGUCUGUCACUCACAAGUAGUGCAGUGGCAGCACAGAGCUCGGCCACGGGUGGUGGUGAUAUUGUGAUGAACUCCAACACACCGGGACCACCGCCAGUGUCACUGGCCAAUCUGCCUAAGAUCCUGUCCCAGAUCACUGGCAACAAGACAUUGGAUCAGACCGAGCUCAAUCCCCAGAAGGCACUGCAGACCAUCAACAAUGCCCUCAUGAUGUCGUCGCGGCAGCAGCAGCAUCAUGUCUCCAUUGCUGGAGAUGGUAGCAAUUCUAACAACAUCAGGGAGCACGUUCUGAAUUCUCCACUUUAUAACCUCCCACACUUGCAUACAAUGUCCCUUCUCAAUCACACGGCGUCCGGGAGUGUUUUCAGCAGUGCAAUGACCCAAGUAUCCCAGGGUGUAACAGGAAGCGCCGUUAAAAUAGAUACAAGUGGAAAUAGUUUAGUAAUGGGCGAAGGACCUCCGACGCCAACACAAGAAAUGGAUGUUUUAAAUUCUGAACACAAAAAGAUGGAUGGAACAUCAUCGGCCACGUUAAGUAGUCUCCAAGGAGUGACGUCACAAGUGUCUAGAACACUAGGGCCUAGUUUAACACCAAGUCUCGCAAAUUACUCAAGGGCAGAUUUAAUACAGCAUGUGACAAAUUGGCCAGCAGAUUUACUGGAGAAACAGGGACAAAAGUGUUCGGAAGAGACUCACAUUUUGGGGGAUCUGCAGUGUACGAAGAUAUCUGCUGAUUUGAAAAUUGCCCGAAGUAUAGUUAGAAUCACAGAAAUACAAUCAACAUUGCAUGAACAAAAAAUAAUGUAUUUACGACAACAAAUUCGACGAUUAGAGGAAUUAAAAUCACAGAAUUCAUUUAUGUCUGACGAUCUUUAGCCUCCUUAAUUUAUAAAGGUUAAGAAUAAAAAAUUAUGGAAAACAAAGAAAAAAUACUAAUAAUUGUAAGAAUUAUUGGAUAAACAUAAUUAAAAACGUUUUAAUAGUGUGACAAAGGCACAAUGUCCAUUGUAUUUCUUCACACAUGUUCAAAAACGAUUGAGGCAAAAGGUAAGAAAGAUUUUUAAGAAAAAAAGGACUGGAAGAUACAUGCUUUACAGCAGAUAAAUUGUACGGAAAAUUUUACUAAAGAACAAAA
Phlebotomus papatasi is the source of this 2621-nucleotide messenger RNA. RefSeq names its product WW domain-containing adapter protein with coiled-coil homolog (gene wcy). Gene Ontology annotation, molecular function: RNA polymerase II complex binding; chromatin binding. The transcript is spliced from 8 exons. Gene Ontology annotation, biological process: positive regulation of TORC1 signaling; regulation of autophagy. The coding region runs from base 131 to 2362 and encodes 743 amino acids. The record is from RefSeq and is a predicted model, not a curated record. Gene Ontology annotation, cellular component: nucleus. NCBI's taxonomy places the organism in Eukaryota, Metazoa, Arthropoda, Insecta, Diptera, Psychodidae.